Molecule: messenger RNA, 4899 nt
Organism: Oncorhynchus tshawytscha (Chinook salmon)
Lineage: Eukaryota; Metazoa; Chordata; Actinopteri; Salmoniformes; Salmonidae
Product: serine/threonine-protein kinase PAK 3-like
Exons: 16
Coding region: 261-1970 (569 amino acids)
Biological process (GO): regulation of MAPK cascade; intracellular signal transduction; protein phosphorylation
Cellular component (GO): cytoplasm
Molecular function (GO): protein serine/threonine kinase activity; ATP binding
Source: RefSeq, a predicted model, not a curated record
CUCCCAGCCAAUGGGCUGAGCAGGGCGGAUGACAUCAUGGGCUAGGAAACAGUAAGCAGCCAGUGAAGAAUCCAGCCUGCCAAACAAGACUGAGUUUGGGGUCAGGAACCGGUCUGACAAGAGAAUGGCAGUCCUGCACGUAAACUGUCAAUAGGACUGUAUAUUUGAGGAUGAACCUACCAGAACACUGGUUCCAAAGUCGACACACCGAACAAGAGAAUGUCAAGACAUAUUUCAGGAGAUUGUGAGUGUCACUAAAGAUGUCCGAUAGAGUCGAUAUUGAAGAGAAACCGCCAGCCCCUCCCUUGAGAAUGAACAGUAGUUCCCGAGACUCUACAUCAGUGAAUCACGGCUCCAAACCUCUCCCAAUGGCUCCUGAAGAGAAGAACAAGAAGGUCCGCCUGCGCUCCAUCUUCCCUGGAGGAGACAAGACGAACAAGAAGAAGGAGAAGGAGCGCCCUGAGAUCUCCCUGCCCUCAGACUUUGAGCACACCAUCCAUGUUGGCUUUGAUGCUGUUACAGGGGAGUUCACUGGCAUCCCAGAGCAGUGGGCGCGGCUCCUUCAGACCUCCAACAUCACCAAGCUGGAGCAGAAGAAGAACCCUCAGGCCGUGCUGGACGUGCUCAAGUUCUACGACUCCAAAGAGACUGUCAACAACCAGAAAUACAUGAGCUUCACCCCCGGAGACAAGUCAGCACAGGGAUACAUAGCAGCCAACACUCUGAACCGACUGCUGUCGUCUGGGCCUCCUGUCAGCCUUAGAACAUGCAGUGCAUUAUUUGACAAGGGUGCAAAGACAUCCACAGACCCCCCUAUAGCACCCCCUGUGUCAGAGGAGGAGGAGGAGGAAGAGGAGGAGGAGGAGGAGGAUGAUGACGAUGAGCCACCACCCGUCAUCGCACCUCGACCUGAGCACACUAAAUCUAUCUACACCCGCUCUGUCAUCGAGCCCUUGGCGCCUCCCACCCCUGUGAAGGAGGUCACAACCCCGCCAGAGUCCCAGAUCCAGCCGGAGAACACGUCCAGCACUCUGUACCGCCACACCGAUCGGCAGAGGAAGAAGUCCAAGAUGACAGACGAGGAGAUUCUGGAGCGACUUAGAAGCAUUGUGAGUGUGGGGGACCCCAAAAAGAAGUACACACGCUUUGAGAAAAUAGGACAAGGGGCAUCUGGCACUGUGUACACAGCCAUUGACAUUGCCACUGGCCAGGAGGUGGCCAUUAAGCAGAUGAACCUCCAACAGCAGCCUAAGAAGGAGCUGAUCAUCAACGAGAUCCUGGUGAUGAGGGAAAACAAAAACCCCAACAUAGUCAACUACCUGGACAGUUACCUGGUAGGGGAUGAGCUAUGGGUGGUGAUGGAAUACCUGGCUGGAGGUUCACUGACUGACGUGGUGACUGAGACCUGCAUGGACGAGGGCCAGAUCGCUGCAGUCUGCAGAGAAUGUCUGCAGGCUCUGGACUUCCUGCACUCCAACCAGGUGAUCCACAGAGACAUCAAGAGUGACAACAUCCUGCUGGGCAUGGACGGCUCAGUCAAGCUCACCGACUUUGGGUUCUGUGCCCAGAUCACCCCAGAGCAGAACAAGCGAAGCACCAUGGUGGGCACGCCCUAUUGGAUGGCACCCGAGGUCGUGACCCGUAAGGCCUACGGGCCCAAGGUGGACAUCUGGUCCCUGGGUAUCAUGGCUAUAGAGAUGGUGGAGGGAGAACCUCCCUACCUUAAUGAGAACCCUCUCAGGGCUCUGUACCUAAUCGCCACCAACGGGACUCCAGAGCUGCAGAACCCUGAACGUCUGACCUCCGUGUUCAGAGACUUCCUCAACCGCUGCCUGGAGAUGGACGUGGACCGCAGAGACUCAGCCAAGGAGCUCCUCCAGCAUUCAUUCCUGAAGUUAGCCAAGCCCCUGUCUAGCCUGAGCCCUCUGAUUGUAGCAGCCAAGGAGGCCAUAAAAAGCAGCAGCCGCUAGAGGACGCCAUGUGUCCACACACAGAGCUGGACCCUGCUCCAUGGUGUUGUGUGACAGAGAGACAGCACAAGGACAGACCAGUAACCAACCCCCCUGCUGCCUCAUUCAGGGGAUGGACAGCUGGCCUGCAGGGCCUCUCAGCAGUGGGACACUGCUGCUGAACCGCCUGCCGCCUCCUCCUCUAGUCCUCCAGCAUUCUGUACAUGUGGAGCAGUCUGUCAGACGUCUGUUAGCGUGUGUGUAAACGUGUGUGUAAGAGUGUGUGCGUAAGCGUGUGUGCAUAAGCGUGUGUUUGGCCUGUGAGGGGAGUAGAGGCUCCUAAACUAAAUACUAAAAAUAGAAAAUAUGAAGAAAAAACCCCAAAAAGCUCCUUUUCAAAAGGGAGAGACCCAGGAAGAGAGGCAGAACGUAACAGCACUGAUAAUGUGAUUCCUUCCUUGUCUGUCCAGCAAUCGCCUUGGUUCCCUUUCCCUUUCCAUCAGGCAUCUCCUGCAGUGAACAUUUUAUAUGGGACAGACUUGGGGACUCUGGACCCAGCAUAUGCCUGCAUGACUUUGUGCAUAUGUGAGAGAGAGAGAAAAGAAGGGAGGAAUAGAAGAGGCAAACAUUCAAUCAAAGCCAGUUGGCUGUUGUACUCCAGGACAUGGCUGUUGUACUCCAGGACAUAGCUGUAAUUUCUUGGACACCCUAAAGUUGCUAGAUGUUUAGAGAUCUGAUAUAGAGAAUGGCUUUUACCAGGGCUGCAGUGGAGGCUGAUUCAAUAACUACUGCGUAUCUGAUGGGCCACAAUGUGUUCAGAGUUCAAGUCACAGCUUUUUAAAUAUAAAUCCCAUGUUAUUGGUUAAUUACCUUUAGUUAGUUGGGAUAGUCUACAGACAAACAUUUGCUUGUUUUCUUUUGUUUUUUUUGGGGGGGGGGCAGUGUUUGUCAAUGUUACCAUUUGUUUCACAUCAAUGAGCCUUACUUUUGCAUGCUUAACCUCUGAUCUGCGAAUUUACUUAGAUGUGUCAGAAGUAGAAGCCAUGCUUAGUGUGAAAAGCCAUUUGUUCAAGUGAGCACAAUCCCUGAGUUAGCGCAUAUGUUCAUCUGUCUAUCUGUCUGUCCGUCCAUGAUGUGUUUAUCUAGUUUUUUUUAAUGGGAUGCUAUUAUUUAGCCUACCCCCUCUCAGUGGAAGUUAAGAGUUAUUGCUCCAGUGUCUUGUUGCUGAACUUUCUGAUGUACUGUGUGAGUUUGGUUGUGUCUGUUUCUAUAUGAGUGUUUCUGUGAGUUUUGGCUGUUUGGCAGGUUGGUGGAUGGGUGGGUGUUAAUCAUUUGCCCAUGAAAAGGUUUUUGGAUUGAAGACUGAGUGCCAAUUUAAUUGUCUUGCGGACCAUUGGAAACUAGAGGGUCACAUUCCCCUUCACUUUGCCAUUCCUAUCAUCCCAUAGCAGAGGCUACUAGAAAACAAGUCUGAAAAGCUCUGCAGAUAAGUAUAGAAUGCUUCUUGAUUCUUCAUUCAAUAUCUUAGUAAUAACCAUCAACAUGGCAUCCUCCGUCUGGUCUAUAGUAGCCACAGCAUCCCUUAGGAUUGUACUGAAGUCCAGACCUGGGACAGAGAGAGUAGGUGACAGGAAAGACACUUGAGGGUCUAACCUGUAGUGUACACUACAGAGUGAUAUCAUUCCCUGAUCUCAGGGCUCUCACAGGGAGUCACUGACCACUGAUUUCAUGGGCUAUAUUCCAUGAGCUCACACUGUAUCCCUGGUAGAUGGUGUUGGGAGUGUGUAUGAAUGGGAGUGUGUGUGUAUGCAUGAGUGUCUUUGUAAGGGAGAGAGUGACCUCAGUCUGCACUAGAUACCACACUUGUUCUCCACCUUAACUCUGUAGACUGUGUAGUGCAGGGUAGCUGCUCGCUCAUCCCUCCACCACGCAGGAGAGCCUCACACUGUCCAUUGCAAGGAGUACAUCACCGAUUUCAUGCAUGGGAAAACAAUACGUUAGUACAUUUUCCAAUUAGGCUAACAUUGUUAGGAUAUGUUUGUGUAUGUAAAUAGGAUGGGAUUAUUUAAAAAAAAUCUGAGUUACGCAACUUCAAAAUGAAAGGAUAAUAUCCAGGUUGCUCUAUGGUAUUUAUUUAUAAAUGUUUUGCACCCUGGAAAUUGAAUGAGAAAAUAAAACACACUCCUGGAUGGAUCGAUCAUGCUUGGGCUGUGUCAGACAGUACUCCACCUGGACACAGAGCUGUCUCCAGCAGUCCCAUGUCUGUCUGUACGGAGCACUACUUCUGAGUGUGCCUGUGGCUGAGAGUCUUAGGGACCUCACAGAGACUAUCUGCCCUCUGACCUUUAGCCGCACCUCUAUGUACAGGCCUGAACUCUGAGCACAAAGAUAAACUCUAGGACAGCUAGCGACCUUGCCCCGCCCCUCCCCACCGGCCCACUCCUCUUCCGCGGUCGAUCCUGUACAUUCCUAUCUUCUGAAUGUGUAAACCUGUACACGUGGUGUGAAAAUUCCUCCAUGAAUGAUUAUCAUGAGAACAGAACAAAGGCAAAAAAGUGUUUAUUUAAAAUGAUGAUGAUUUGUUAUCCGGGUUUGUAAACUGCUGACCCAUCUGGUGAACCUCAGCAAGCCCCAUCUUUGGAAAAGGACAGAUGAGAAAAAGCAACUGGGGACAACUAAGGUUUUGGAUAAGCUAUUUUUAAUUGUGGAUAAAGCAACAUACUUUUUGGAAUUCUGAAUUGUGCAUGGCUGUGUCUUGAGUGUAAAACAACAAAAUACUGCAGUUUGGGAACUGAACUGAAAUAAAAAAUAUAUACUUUUUGGUUUGAAUGGAUUUAGUUUUCUUUGCUGUUAGUAGAGAGGGACUAAAUGUGGCAAGACAUUUCGGGCAAAGGAGGAUGCUAGUUUAGAGGCAGUACAUACCCUUUAGACAUUUCAAUAAGUUCAGUGG